GGCAGGGGCAGGGGCAGGGGUAGGGGUAGGGGUAGGAACCACCAAGCCCAACGCCAUCAUCAUCCCCGUCCUCGCCAAGGAUUUCACAAGGCGGCGGCGCACCGGCACAUCAAUUUCCCCUCUCCACGCGCUGCCUCUUUCCAAGGAGGAGGAGGAGGAGGACAAUGCUCUCUUGUUCAGCAGCAGCAGCGGCACUGUCGGCAUCGACCUCAUUCUUCUAGCCCUGCCUGCAGUCUUAGGCCAGGCCAUCGACCCCAUGGCGCAACUCAUGGAGACCGCCUACAUCGGCAAAUUAGGUGCUCUGGAGCUAGCAUCGGCUGGCAUUGGUGUCGCUAUUUUUAACAUCCUGUCCAAGAUUUUCAACAUCCCCUUGUUGAGCAUAGCAACCUCAUUUGUGGCAGAGGACAUUUCCAAGAACGCUACCAAGCAUUCUACUUCAGGCAAACUGGAGCUGCCAUCUGUGUCAUCGGCUUUGGUUCUAGCUGCUGCCAUUGGUACAAUUGAAGCAUUGGCAUUGUUCCUAGGAUCGGGACUGUUUCUUAAACUAAUGGGCGUGUCACCUGCCUCUCCGAUGUAUGCUUCUGCGCGGCUCUUUCUUUCGCUGAGAGCCUUAGGAGCACCUGCAAAUGUGAUUAUGUUAGCAGUGCAGGGUAUCUUUCGUGGAUUCAAGGAUACAAAGACUCCCGUACUUUUUAUAGGUUUGGGCAAUCUUUCAGCCGUGGCCCUUCUUCCGCUACUUAUAUAUGGUUUUAAGCUUGGUAUAACAGGAGCCGCAAUUUCGACAGUCGCAUCCCAGUACAUUAUUGCCAUUUUGCUUAUGUGGUCUCUAAGUAAAAGAGCUGUUCUGCUUCCUCCAAAGAUGGACCAGUUAGAGUUCGGUGGAUAUUUAAAAUCUGGUGGCAUGCUAUUGGGACGAACCCUCUCAAUUCUGUUAACUAUGACCAUCGGUACAUCGAUGGCUGCUCGACAAGGCCCGACGGCUAUGGCUGCUCAUCAGAUUUGUUUGCAAGUAUGGCUUGCUGUAUCUCUGCUUGCAGACGCCUUAGCAGUUUCUGCCCAGGCUCUGAUUGCAAGCUCUUAUGCAAUAUUGGACUACAAAAGGGUCCAGAAGGUUGCGAUGUAUUCUCUGCAGAUAGGACUAGCUAGCGGGUUAGCUUUGGCAGUUGGCCUGUAUAUCUCAUUUGGCAGUAUAGCAAAGCUAUUUACCAAUGACCCUCAGGUCCUAGCGGUUGUGAGCUCCUGUGCAUUGUUUGUCUGUGCCAGUCAACCAGUUAAUGCCUUGGCAUUCAUCUUUGAUGGCCUCCAUUAUGGCGUCUCAGAUUUUGACUAUGUCGCUCAAGCUACGAUUGUGGUUGGGGUGAUAUCAUCGUUGGUCUUGUUAUAUGCUCCACGUGUCUUUGGCCUGGCCGGAGUCUGGGCUGGUUUGACAACACUCAUGGGAUUGCGCAUGGCUGCAGGCAUCCUGAGGUUGCUAUGGAAAUCAGGACCUUGGUCCUUUUUGCACGAGGAACCAGAAACCAAGUACUGGCUUAUAGGAAUGGGGUUUUUCUUCUUCACAUCACAUUAUUGUUAUGAUCCGUGGGGCCGGGCCGGGUGUGUUUGAAUCGAAUAUUGCAGUCGCAGGCGCAGCCACUUGCAUCAUAAGAAUUCAUGUCGAGCCAGCGCAGGGAGAGCUGCAUGGGCAGAUGCAGUUGAGGAAUGAAGAAGCACAAGCUAAACCAACAAGCUGCUAAGCUAAGAGGAUUGUCAUUAGUUUUGUCACUUUUGUGCGUGUGUGUAUGUAAAUAAGAGGAGGAGGAGGAUUAUUUCAUUUGAUGUUGCCAGCAUGCAUGCAGUUUAUUCAUUUAUUUGUUUGUUCUAAUUAUGAGCAUGCAUUUCUAAUGAUAUGGAAAGUAUGGAAGAAAUGUGAGUUGUAGUA
Messenger RNA from Triticum urartu, 1918 nucleotides. RefSeq names its product MATE efflux family protein. NCBI's taxonomy places the organism in Eukaryota, Viridiplantae, Streptophyta, Magnoliopsida, Poales, Poaceae. The record is from RefSeq and is a predicted model, not a curated record. Gene Ontology annotation, biological process: transmembrane transport. Gene Ontology annotation, molecular function: antiporter activity; xenobiotic transmembrane transporter activity. Gene Ontology annotation, cellular component: membrane.